This is a messenger RNA of Canis lupus familiaris (dog), 1401 nucleotides long. RefSeq names its product membrane spanning 4-domains A15 (gene MS4A15). NCBI's taxonomy places the organism in Eukaryota, Metazoa, Chordata, Mammalia, Carnivora, Canidae. Gene Ontology annotation, cellular component: plasma membrane. The record is from RefSeq and is a predicted model, not a curated record. Gene Ontology annotation, biological process: cell surface receptor signaling pathway.
AUGUCUGCAGCUCCUGCCAGCAAUGGGGUGUUUGUCGUCAUCCGCAAUGCCAGUGGCCUCCGCCCACCUCCGGCCAUCCUGCCCACCUCCAUGUGCCAGCCUCCUGGGGUUUUGCUGUUUGAGGAGCCACUGGGGGUACAGACACCAAGGGCCAUCCAGCUGCCUGACCUACGGCCCAUGGAGACGUUCCUGACUGGAGAGCCCAAAGCUUUAGGGACAGUGCAGAUCCUCAUCGGCCUCAUCCACCUGGGCUCCGGCUGCGUCCUGCUCCUGGUCCGCCACGGCCACGCGGGGAUGCUCUUCAUUGAAGGCGGUGUCCCCUUCUGGGGAGGAGCCUGCUUUGUCAUCUCUGGGUCCCUCUCAGUGGCAGCCGAGAAGAGCCACACCAGCUGCUUGGAUGCGGGCAGGGGCUCUCUGGCUGUGCUGACCGUCGUCACCACCUACUUUGGGUGUCGAGCCACCCGCGCUCGAGCCAGCCGGCCCGUGAUUUUCCUGCCCAACCUCUUAAGUACGGACUUCAGUAUCCCCAGCCCCGCAGCCUCUCCACCGCCUGCCUAUGACAAUGUGGCAUAUAUGCCAAGGAGCCAUCGGAGUAGAGGCCUCUCCGCGGUUGGAAGCCAGCUUUCCUCCUGUGGGCCCAGCCUCUCUCCCCCACCCCAUCCUCACUACUGUGGCGCCCGAGUGAAGCCUUCCCCAAGGACAUCCCCACACAUCUCCCUCGGUGGCUUCCUUCCUAAAAGAGCUAGUGGGUGUCAAGGAACCGUCCCCCAGCGUCCUGGGCCCCAUUCCCCUUCUGGGAAUGUCCCCACGCGCUCCUCUGUAUUUCUCUCUGCUCAACAGGAGGCAGCCGUGGCCUCAUUGGCAGACAGGUUCAAUGGCUGCCCUCAAGCCUUGGGAAGACCAUUAAGCUCAGCAGCCCAGAAUCCUCCAGAAAAGAGUACUAAGUCCAAGGGCUGAGGCCAGGACUAGCUGUGGCCUGACCUCUGGGUCUGCAGGCUCCAAGACCAGCUCUGCGCUUUGUCAUCUGCUGCUCAGUUUUCCUGGAAACCAAAGCAUUAACUAGAUGGCAUUUAAGGCCCUUCCAGUUCCCCAGGGAUCCCCGAAGUCCUGCUCUAAGUCAGGGGAUAUUCUGGAAAAGCUUGUUUUCCUUAUCUGUAAAGUGGAGUUGCUAUUGACUCCAGCACUGCUCACCUGCCAGGUUUGGGGAGGUUUCAGGGGAAGGCUGAAGCCAGCCCUCAGCACCCCAUCAGCAUCUGCAGGUACACAGUCCUGGCGGUCCCUCCCCCACUCACUCUCCCCCCUGGGGAGCAGAGCUGCCUCUGAAGGUGACCACCCACGGGGCUGGGGCUGGGGCAAAGGAGACACAAUGUCAGAAGUCCUGGUGGAUGCUUCUUCUCCAUA